Molecule: messenger RNA, 921 nt
Organism: Rosa rugosa (rugosa rose)
Lineage: Eukaryota; Viridiplantae; Streptophyta; Magnoliopsida; Rosales; Rosaceae
Exons: 1
Coding region: 1-921 (306 amino acids)
Source: RefSeq, a predicted model, not a curated record
AUGGAUAAUCCGAGCAGCAGCGGCGUACCCGAGUCCGAAAAGCUUCUCGGAAUCGCCGCCGAUCUCCUCUGCGGCGGCGACUUCGCUUCUUGCCGGAAAUUCGCUCUCUUCGCCCGCGACUGCGACCCGGAAAACCCCGUCGCGGAAAGAAUCCUCGCCGUCGCCGACGUUCUCCUCGCCGAAAAGAGGCGCGACCCGACCGACUGGUACCCCAUUUUGCAACUGACCCGACCCGACUCCGGGAACCGCCGCCUCGUUCGGACCCAGUUCGAGAAGCUGACGGCGCUGUUGAACCCGGAAGACAACGGCUUCCCGUUCUCCGACGUGGCGCUCGGGCUGGUCCGCAAGGCGUGGGCCGCGCUGUCCGACCCGGGGUUCGGAAAUGGGCCCAAGAACGGGCCGGAAAGCCCGAAACUUGAAGAGGGUUUGGCCGGAGAGACGUUCUGGACGGUGUGUCCGUACUGCUAUGGCAUGUUUAUGUACAAGAAGGUGUUUGAGGAGUGUUGCCUGAGGUGUCAGAUUUGCCGGAAGGCGUUUCACGGCGUGGCGAUUAGGCCGCCGGCGCCGGAGAUUUUGGUGGAGGGGAAGGAGCAGUACUAUUUUACUUAUGGGUGUUUUCCUACGGAGUACAACGAGGAAGCAAAGAAGAGUAAUGAGGACACAAAGAAGAGGCAGAUGGAGGAGGGUGUUUGUGUUGUGGAGAUUUCUGAUGAUGAGGAGGAGGUGGUGGUGAAGAAUGUGGGUGGAGGAGGGAAGUUUUCGAGUGAAGGGAAGGCUCCGGUGAAGAGAAUGAAGGCUCCGGCGAGGCGGAUGAAGGGGAUGAAGACGAAAACAGUGGCGAGUAGGAGGGGUGGGAUGGUGAAAGAGUUGGACUUGAAUGGUGGGUGUGGAAAUGGGAAUGGUGAAAUGGGUGAUUUGUAA